Messenger RNA from Mesocestoides corti, 1098 nucleotides. NCBI's taxonomy places the organism in Eukaryota, Metazoa, Platyhelminthes, Cestoda, Cyclophyllidea, Mesocestoididae. The record is from the annotation of a GenBank genome assembly.
AUGCAGGUCCCUGUUCAACUACUUCUGGUGGCUCUCGCUGCGAUGCUGAUUAUACUGCAAGGCAAACCCCUCGGUACCAUCGAUGGAAAAGCACAGGAACACCAUUCUACAGAAAGAGGUGACGAAUAUCUCCACAAUGAGCAAAAUAUGAACUCGACUGAAAGCCACCAUGAAGCGGACUUGGAACAGAUGUCAGUAACAGAUCACGGACACUGGCGUUCGUUUAACAACACACACGACGAAAAACGACACUUGCCAGGUAACCAUACCGAGUUACAUGGGUACCCCAACCAUCUGGUACCGCAUAAUUCCAGCGAACCUCCUGAAUUAACAGAAAGAAAUGCAUCAAUCAUUCAUAAAGACCACAAGAACAAAAAUGGAACGUAUGACAAGCCGUUAGAGGUUACCGACGGGCCCGUAGGUGAGAAAAAAAAUAACACCGAUGAGGAACAUGACGGAUACUAUUUCGAAAGCGUCGAAGUGGAAAUUAACGAGGAUAAAAACAAUAGCAAUGGUACACAGCCUGACCACUGCGAUGGCGCUGAAGUUGUGGGGAAUAAUGAAAAUGCCACGGUUAACAAGAGUAGCAAUGGGUGCCAAGGCCAUAAAGACGAUGUUAGUGGGAGUGUGCAACGAGAAACUCUUGUUAGCAACCACACGGAUAAAUGCAAAUACAAAGGGGGCUGCAAGAACAGGGUUGCGGGGAAGGAUCAAGAGGAUAACUUCGAUGAGACUCUGGACAAUGCUGAUGACGACAAAAUUGAUGAUGAUGGUGAUGAUGAUGAUGACGAUGAAAGGAAAGACGACGACGACGACGACGACGACGAUGACGACAAUGAAGAUGUGACCGAGGCUGAUGAUGACGAAGAGAAUCCAGAUGUUAACAACAGUGGUGAGAAAGCGGACGAAGAUGAGGACCAACACAGUUGUGAGUCCAAAGAGGACGAGGAAGAUGAAGAAGGUGAAGAUGACAGUAAACACAAGAGAGCCAACUGCAGAAAUAAAGCAAAACGUCACUUGGAUGCAAUGAAAGAUGAUGAUGACGAUGAUGAUGAUGAUGACGUGGUCGGAAGUGGCGAAGGCGCAGAUUUCGAAUGA